AUGGCCGGCGGAAGUAGAGGUGAAAAUGUUGACAUUGAGGUUGAUGCUCCACCAUCGUUGGAGCAGGUCAAUAUUGUUUUUCCCUCUAGCGACGACGAUGAGGGCUUGUCACUGAGCUUCUUUCUGAUGCUCGUGCUUGUGUCGGCCUUCAUAUACUGCGCAUGGCACGCUAUAGAAAACGGUGUACAGGUCACCACGUGUUUGGCGGAGGCCUAUAAAAACCGAGAUGCUCUUCCGUCGGCGUUUGAGAAAGGCAAAGAGCGGAAAGAAGAUGGUGAACCGACACGAGUCGUGGGAAAGAAGGUCGAUGAAGAAAGUUGUGGAAAGGUGAAUCGCGAACAACAGUUUACUUGUGAGGGUAAAGUCAAGAAAGGGUGAAUAAACCUAAGAACAGUUGUCAUGAUUUGAAGAUGAAUAUGCAAGUACAAACAAUCCACUAUGCAGGAUCUAUUUCAUAUUCUAGUUUUUCGCGCGUUUUCCCUAUAAUAAUUCUAUCGCUUCUUGUGUGUUGUGAACAUGAUAACAGAGUAGGUUUCCUGCUAGCGGCCAUUCUUCUGGAGGACUUGGGUCGAGUACAAGGAGAGAUUCUGGACCGAAUCAACGAGCGAAAGUAUUUGUAGAACAGUACAAACGUGACGCUGACCACAACGACGGCAGUAUCAAAUUAGAAGUAUAAAACAGUCAAUCCAUCUGAAGGAGUGCUACGUGGAG
Amoebophrya sp. A25 is the source of this 711-nucleotide messenger RNA. Lineage: Eukaryota; Dinophyceae; Syndiniales; Amoebophryaceae. The record is from the annotation of a GenBank genome assembly.